AUGGAUGUGCAACAAUCAAUCGGUCAUGGACCAACAAACACCACAACAACAAAUGCUAAUAUCAUCCACCCAUAUAGUUGCCGGUUGGCAAGUACAGCAUGGACGCAGCUCUGGGAAGCUGAUAUUUGGUGCCAGCCAAAAGCAAAUAACAGCGACAACAUCAGUGGCGGCGGCGAUGUGGGCAACAGCAGCGUUGCAGGAGCACAAAGUGCGGAGGCAACAAGCUCCGCAAAUUACGCCACCAACACAAACCCGCCCCUCACAACUGCGCCAUCCGCACUCAGUCAAACAUACCGCUGCGCGCUUAGCAAAUUCGAUGUGGCAUUGCGUAGGGCACGCUAUAAAUGUCAAGCGAUUGCAACGGGCAGUACCGAGGUGCCAGCAGAAGUGGCGAAAAACGAUAUUGAUGACGCGUUGGCGGAGGCAGUGUCCGAAGCGAUGGGCAUCCCAGCUGUUACGGGUGCCUCGGCUGCGAAAGGCGUCGAUUGCGUAAUGAAUACAGAAGUGAUAGUGCAACAGUUGCAGCAACCGGUGGCCGAUUUUAAUUUGGCGCUUAUGCAGCAACAACAGCAAUUACAAGAUGAUCCUCUUAGUCAUUUAGUUAAUAGUAUUAAUAUAAGUGAGACAACAACUACAGCCUGCAACGUAGUACAAAGUCAAACGCUGUACUGUGAUGAGUCGACGACAGUCGCCAGCAUAUUCGAGAGUGGCAUGCAAGCAGCGGCUUCGACAACAACAAACACAGCAGCAGAAAGUGCGUUUAACGUCACCGCUGCCAGUGCGGGCAAAGCUGACUUUGCUUCCAGCAACAGCAAUGCUUCCAUCUUAGACAACUUUAUUUGCUAUCUGCGCAUACAAUACGAACAAAUAACCGCUUCAAUCAACCAACCACCACCCGCCUACCAUAAACCGCCGCAAUCCGACGCCGCGUACGAGGAAUUGCUGCCGCACAACUUGACUGAUAGCUUUAGCGCCAGCAGCGAUUUCAGCCGCAAUCCUUUCAGUGGCGCUUGGCAGCAUUUUCUCAACGUCACUAGCAGCAGCAGCGGCGGCGCCAGCGUCAGUAGCAGACUGACUUCGAGUGAAUGGUUGCCGCAGUUGGGCGCUCAGCUGCUAAACGCCACUGCUGGACAAUUAAACCAGAGUUGGCUUGCUGGCGCUUAUGAUGAUGCACUUUGGUCGUGGAAUACAUUUGAUAUGCUAUCGAAUGACAGCGGCGCUGCCAGAAGAGAUCUUAAUGCGGCGACAUUCCCACUAAGCACCACUACAACUGAAAUUCCUAGCGAUUCACUAGCUUCGCUAUGGGGGCCACGCAAUCUAAGCGUUGACUACUCGCUUGGCAAUAAGCUGUCGAAGCAGCGCGAUUAUGAAUGGAUUUUUCUCUGUGUUAUCUUUUUCAUAUUUGCUGGUGGUCUUGGCAACAUUCUCGUCUGCUUGGCUGUGGCGCGUGAUAAAAAAUUACAAAAUGUUACAAACUACUUUCUAUUCUCGCUAGCGAUAGCCGAUCUACUAGUCAGCUUGUUCGUGAUGCCGCUGGGUGCAAUACCGGCGUUUUUGGGUUACUGGCCGCUCGGCUUUGUGUGGUGCAACAUUUAUGUAACCUGUGAUGUGCUGGCCUGUUCGUCGAGUAUACUGCAUAUGUGUUUCAUCAGCCUUGGACGUUACUUGGGCAUACGAAAUCCGCUGGGAUCGCGACACCGCUCAACUAAACGGCUAGCUGGCAUAAAAAUCGCCAUCGUUUGGGUGAUGGCCAUGAUGGUGUCGAGCUCGAUUACAGUUUUGGGCCUCGUUAAUAAGCACAAUAUCAUGCCAGCGCCGAACAUUUGUGUCAUUAACAAUCGCGCUUUCUUUGUCUUUGGUUCGCUUGUGGCUUUCUACAUUCCUAUGCUGGUGAUGCUCACUUCCUAUGCUUUGACAAUACCGCUGCUGCGCAAGAAAGCACGCUUUGCCGCUGAGCAUCCGGAAAGCGAACUCUUUCGGCGUUUGGGUGGUCGCUUUACAAUACGACCGCAGCAUAGCCAGCAGCAGUUGCAACUACACAACAAUAGUAGCUUUCGCAGCAGUAAUAAUAGCCACACCAGCUACAGCAAGUACUGUGUCAGCGACAACAAUCGCAAUUUCAGCGCCAAUAAUCAUGGCAGCAAUGAUGUCGGCAAUAGAGACAAUGGUGAUUAUGACAAACAACGGGCGCAUGGCUUGCGGCAUACAAACAAUUCGAAUUACACAAAUGGCGGCGGCGGGGGCAAUGCUGCAGCGUGUGCGGGUGGAGAUGGCGGCGGUGGCAGUAGCGGCAAUAGCGGCGGUGGUGGUGGCAUCUUUGGCGGUACAUUCCUAAAUUGUCGCACAAGUUUUCGACGCAGCACUAUACGUCAUUCGUCUUCGUCAUCUGUACGCAUCAAAUCUCCACCGCGUGACGCCAGCCGACUGAUGCAAUCACAAUCAGCGCAACAUAGUAGCUAUUGGCGUUCGCACGGCAAUCCAAACAUAAUGGAUAGGUGA
Rhagoletis pomonella (apple maggot) is the source of this 2499-nucleotide messenger RNA. RefSeq lists its product as uncharacterized. The transcript has 4 exons. The record is from RefSeq and is a predicted model, not a curated record. Bases 1 to 2499 code for a protein of 832 amino acids. Gene Ontology annotation, molecular function: serotonin binding; G protein-coupled serotonin receptor activity; neurotransmitter receptor activity. NCBI's taxonomy places the organism in Eukaryota, Metazoa, Arthropoda, Insecta, Diptera, Tephritidae. Gene Ontology annotation, biological process: serotonin receptor signaling pathway; chemical synaptic transmission; G protein-coupled receptor signaling pathway, coupled to cyclic nucleotide second messenger. Gene Ontology annotation, cellular component: membrane; dendrite.